AUGCGCCACAACAAGGCCGAAAGUUUCAUCAAAAACAUCACAGAAAAUCGCAUUCGAAGUCAGGUGAAAUUCCCUCAAGACGAGGAUUUGUCCGGAGCUGCCACCGCUAUUCUUCGACUUCAAGAUGUCUACCGACUUGACACCACCGACCUUUCAAACGGCAUAAUCCUUGGCGAUAAAGUUGCUCACAGGCUCACAGCUCAUGAUGCAUUCGAGGUUGGACGAGCUGCAUACAACCAACGAGACUACUACCAUACUUUGACCUGGAUGCAGACAGCAAUGAAUCGGAAGCUUUCACUUGAACAUGAGAAUCCCAAAACAAUCGAGGAAGAGGAAGUUUUGGAAUAUCUUGCGUACUCCCUCUACCAACAAGGUAACGUCCGUCGGGCUCUCGCGUUAACGAAGAGACUGGCAGCAAUCGCUCCAAACCACCCAAGAGCCAAAGGAAACGUAAAAUGGUACGAGGAUAUGCUAGAAGGAAAGGAUAUGGAGGGCGAGCUGCCACCAAUCGUCAAUAAGCGAGUGGAGAACGAUGGAAUCGUUGAACGUGAUGCGUAUGAAGCGCUGUGUCGUGGUGAAGCUCCACCUACACCACCGGAGGAGGAGAAGAAGCUAUACUGCUACUACAAGAUGGAUAGGCCAUACCUCCGGCUUGCUCCAAUUAAAGUGGAGAUUCUCCGGCUCGAACCUCUCGCGGUGCUUUUCAAAGAGGUUAUGUCCGAGUACGAAGCCGAAGUAAUCAAGGCAACGGCCACGCCGAAGGUUAGUUUAUCGUUAUGCACACAUUCUGUGAUUAAUGGAACUCUUGUAGACGGAAUAGGAGCUUGA
Messenger RNA from Ostertagia ostertagi, 828 nucleotides. The record is from the annotation of a GenBank genome assembly. NCBI's taxonomy places the organism in Eukaryota, Metazoa, Nematoda, Chromadorea, Rhabditida, Trichostrongylidae.